CUGAGUGAAUAAAAGUAGGUUACUAUGAAUUUUUCGGUAUCAGCCCCCGGGAAGGUGAUUCUUCAUGGAGAACAUUCCGUUGUGUUUGGAAAGACUGCGAUUGCGGUUAGUUUAGGAUUGAGGACAACCGCUUAUUUAAAGGAAACUUCCAAUACAUUCAUAAAUAUUAAUCUGCCAUCUGUACAAGUAAACGAAUCAGUGCCCUUACAUCAUAUAAAUACGGAAAUAUUAAGUUACAAAACCUAUAUAGAACACCCCCAAUCAAUACCUCACGAAGAGCAUUUAAUAAAAACAGAAAUAUUCGUAAAAAACACCUUUCCGAACUUCGAUAACUUCAGCGGUAAACAAAAGAAUGCAUUAAUUGCCAUUUUCUAUGUUUUCUUUGGUGUUUUUGGCGGGAAAGAAAUACGUGGUUUUGAGAUAAGCUUUGUGUCAGAUUUGACAAUUGGUGCUGGAACGGGAAGUUCAGCUUCUUUUGCAGUUUGUUUAGCGGCGGCAUUGUUGCGGUUUGCAAAGGGUUCUAAUGAAAGUAUUAUAAAUUUUGAGGAGAAGCAGCUUAUUUCUCAAUGGGCAUAUAACUGUGAAAGAAUCAUGCACGGGACGCCUUCAGGCAUAGACAACACGACAGCGACUUUCGGCUCUCUAGUAGUAUUUUGUAGGGGUCAAAAACCGAAUCUUCUUGACUUAAAACUAAAUCUUCGUAUCCUCUUGGUUGACACGCAAGUUAGUCGACAGACCCAGGUUUUAGCACAAAAAGUGCGAGGUUUGAUGGGGAGAAACCCAGAGGCAGUGGACUGCGUGAUGACCGCCAUGGAUCAUAUAGCAAAGAGUGCAUUGAAGAUUCUACAAAAUCAAUCAUCCAACUGCGAAGGAGAUAUUGAUGCCCAAUAUCAAAACUUGGCGGAGCUGUGGAACAUGAACCAUUGUUUGCUUGCCUCCAUUGGCGUGUCACAUCCCGCUUUAGAGAGUGUCAGAACAAGUGCGGAUAAAUUCGGCCUCGCGUGUAAACUUACCGGCGCGGGGGGAGGGGGAUAUGCAAUAGUAUUAGUCCCACAUACGGCAAAUCAAAAAGUUAUUGACGAUCUAACAAAAGAAUUGGCGGAUAAAGGAUUUAAAGUUAUCGACACUGCCCUUGGAGGGCCUGGAGUCCAGUACCAAUAUGAGUGACUGUCUUCUGUAAUCUCCUGGUCGUGACAGUGACAGUUGCAAAUUAUAGAAUAAUUGCUGUCAAAAAAGCGCGCGAAGGACAGUUGAAAUUUUAUUGACCAUAGAGAUAUGUUAACUAAGAGUUAAGACGUGCGAUGCUUAACUAUAAAGGAUAUGUAUUGAGAAAGAUUUCUUUUUAGCUGAUCUUUUUAUAUUGUUAAAUUUAAUUAUGUGUAUGGUGGUGUAGGGUUUUAUAAAUGAUGCAUUUAAAAUAAAUAAAUAAUAUUAUAA
This is a messenger RNA of Pieris napi, 1437 nucleotides long. RefSeq names its product mevalonate kinase (gene Mk). The transcript has 6 exons. Lineage: Eukaryota; Metazoa; Arthropoda; Insecta; Lepidoptera; Pieridae. Gene Ontology annotation, biological process: cholesterol biosynthetic process; isoprenoid biosynthetic process. Bases 25 to 1167 code for a protein of 380 amino acids. Gene Ontology annotation, molecular function: ATP binding; mevalonate kinase activity. Gene Ontology annotation, cellular component: cytoplasm. The record is from RefSeq and is a predicted model, not a curated record.